AUGCACAGGCGCGCGGUUUUACGGUUCCCGCGCCGAGUCGAUUUAUAUUCGACUCCCAGUCGGUCCUUUCGUUCGUCCGCUAUCCGAUCCAAUUCUGCUGGCUCUGGCUCUGGCGAUGGAGAUGGAACUGCUUCGAGCUCAUCGGCUCCAGUUCCCAAGUUUGGGAAUCGAUGGGGCCCGAAAUUAGUAACUAAACCGACGGGGUUGAGUGCCGCUGAGCAGACGUUACGCGAUUCCCUUAAAGCUGCAAGUCAACCACCUCCCAAACCAGAACAACCAAAACACCGACCCCGAGAACGAAGGCCAUUUGAGAGGCAUCCGGGGGCUACAAGGAAUGGCCCCGGUGACCACUCACUCAGAUCCCACGAUAAGCCGACCUCAUUCCGACGAGAUCGUGUUCGCGAACGACAUGAGCGUGAGCAGAAUGGACAGCUCCCACGAAACCAAAGACAAUCGCAAGAAAGGAGAGACAACGAUUGGACGUGCAAGUCAUGCAAUGGCCAUGUCUUUGCUAAGCAUGUCGCUUGUCCAUUCUGCAGUGCACCUCGACCGGAUGUCGCUCGCCGGCGCGAGCCGCACACCUUUUGGAAAGAUAGAACACCCGCUGGCCGGAAGGGUUUGGGCAAAGACACUUCUCCGGAUGCAACGGCCAUGAAGUACCGGGGACUGAAGGAUGAAUUAGAGGAAUCGAACGCCGACGAAAAGGAACAACAACAACAACCGCUUGAUGCUGUAUCAGAGGCAGAGGCGAAGCUGGAAAGACAAAAAAGAAAGGAGGAGAGAUUGAAGGCAAAGGAGGAUCAGUGGAACUGGGAUAUGUCUGCCUUGGAGAAGCUGGAAGCCAAGGAAGCUCUGGAGCAAGCGGCUUCAUCCAAGAAGUCCGGACGCAAAGGUCAACGCCCGUCCCAGUCCGAGGGAGACGAUUUUGACCCAGAGGAGCAUGAACGACUUCGUGAGGAGCGCAAGCGGCUCAAGAAGGCCAAGGCAGACAAGAAGAAGGGGAGAUCUGCAAAGGUCGAAGCAGCUCCCACGCCCAUCUACCUUCCGGAGUUCAUCAGCGUCAGCAACCUGGCCGACGUCGUUGGUGUACGUCCCAACCUAUUCGUGCAGCGCAUGGAAGAAAUGGGCUUUGAAGAUGUCAUGUACAACCAUGUUUUGGACGCGGAGACUGCUGGCUUAGUAGCCGCAGAGUAUAACUUCGAGGCUCUCUUUGAUACAGAGAACCCCGACCUUCAGGCUGCACCGGUGCCAGAAGACCCCUCUUUGCUCCCAUCACGCCCUCCUGUUGUCACCAUUAUGGGCCAUGUCGAUCACGGAAAGACUACUAUUCUGGACUGGUUGCGCAAGUCAUCAGUCGCGGCCACUGAACACGGCGGUAUCACCCAGCACAUUGGUGCCUUCUCGGUGCCUAUGCCUUCGGGAAAAACGAUUACCUUCCUUGACACUCCUGGUCAUUCUGCGUUCUUGGAAAUGCGCCGCCGUGGUGCUGAUGUUACCGAUAUUGUCGUCCUCGUUGUGGCCGCCGAUGAUAGUGUCAAGCCGCAGACCAUCGAGGCUAUCAAGCACGCAACCCAGGCUAAUGUUCCAAUCAUUGUCGCAAUGAGCAAGAUUGACAAGGAGGGUCGUGACCCCGACCGAGUCAAGCAGGACCUUUCUGUUCACGGUGUUCACGUGGAAGACUACGGUGGAGAUGUUCAGGCCAUUGGAGUGAGUGGUAAGACUGGGGAAGGAAUGAUUGAACUGGAGGAGGCGAUCGGCGCCUUGUCCGAGAUGCUCGACCACCGUGCCGAUACUGCAGGCAACGCAGAGGGUUGGGUUCUCGAAGCGACCACCAAGAGCUACGGCCGUGUGGCAUCUGCUCUUAUCCGCCGUGGUACCCUGCGCACUGGUGAUGUUAUUGUUGCCGGUGAAACUUGGGCUCGUGUCCGUACGCUUCGCAAUGAAGCCGGCCUUUCCAUUGAAGAAGCUACCCCCGGCAUGCCUGUUGAGAUUGAUGGCUGGAGAGAUCAGCCAGCCGCUGGCACCGAGAUUCUCCAAGCCCCCACUGAACAAAGAGCCAAGGAGGUCGUGGAGUACCGCCAGGAUCGCUCCGACAACAAGAAGCUAGGCGAGGAUAUGGAAGCCAUUAACGUGGCCCGACGAGAAGCUAUGGAGAAACGCAGGCUUGAGGAUAUGGAUUCCGACGAGGCAGCUACUAAAGCGGCUGAGCCGACUGGCCCCAAGCCAGUGAACUUCAUCGUCAAGGCCGACGUCGAUGGUUCCGCCGAGGCAGUUCUGAACUCGAUUGCCGCCAUCGGAAACAAUGAGAUCUACGCCAACGUCAUCCGCUCUGGAGUCGGUCCAGUGGGAGAGUUCGAUAUCGAACACGCUGCCAGCGCCAAUGGUAUCGUGAUCUCCUUCAACAUGCCCAUCGACAAUAACAUGAUGCGUAUGGCUGAGAUGGAGGGCGUCCAAAUUAUGGACCACAACAUCAUCUAUAAGCUCAUCGACGACGUGAAGGCCAACCUCAGCGAGCAUCUUGAGCCAACAGUCACCCAGCGUGUGACUGGUGAAGCCGAGAUCGGACAGAUUUUCGAAAUUACCCUUAAGGGUCGCGAGAAGACCGCGAUCGCGGGAUGCCGUGUUCGUAACGGUAUGGUUCAGAAAUCGCGGAAGGUCCGAGUGACCCGUAAUGAUGAAACCAUCUUCGACGGUACCAUGAAUUCCCUCAAGAACGUCAAGAAGGAUGUCACCGAAAUGCGCAAAGAUACUGAGUGCGGUAUUGGAUUCGAGGGCUGGACUGACUUCGCGGUUGGCGAUCAUGUCCAAUGCUACGAAGAGAUCUUUGAGAAGCGGUAUCUCUAA
Molecule: messenger RNA, 2844 nt
Organism: Penicillium cosmopolitanum
Lineage: Eukaryota; Fungi; Ascomycota; Eurotiomycetes; Eurotiales; Aspergillaceae
Product: translation initiation factor 2
Exons: 3
Coding region: 1-2844 (947 amino acids)
Biological process (GO): translational initiation
Molecular function (GO): GTPase activity; translation initiation factor activity; GTP binding
Source: RefSeq, a predicted model, not a curated record